Molecule: messenger RNA, 3908 nt
Organism: Nerophis ophidion (straightnose pipefish)
Lineage: Eukaryota; Metazoa; Chordata; Actinopteri; Syngnathiformes; Syngnathidae
Gene: cp110
Product: centriolar coiled-coil protein 110
Exons: 6
Coding region: 160-2592 (810 amino acids)
Biological process (GO): centriole replication; regulation of cytokinesis; centrosome duplication
Cellular component (GO): centriole
Source: RefSeq, a predicted model, not a curated record
CCGGAAGUAAAUAGUCCGAGAAGAGAGGCGGGUAACAGUGACACACUUUCUAAAAGUCUUCAUCUCCAUGGUUGAUGUGAGGAUUAAACUCAACAAUUUUGUCAUUUUUCCUUAUUUUAUACGCGUGAUAAGAGUCCAUGUCAAGCAUACUAAGGUGGAAUGGAAGACUACGACACGUUUGUGUUGAAUAGAUUCUCUCAGCUGAAGAGAAACGAUGAGGAACACAAAAUUCCUUUUGCUUCUUACAUUUGCUUCCAUGGGAAUCCUAUCCUGCCACCAGUGCUCACAGUUAAACAACGAGAGGAAAUGCAACAUCACAGAAAAGAUGCUGUCAAACUCAAGUUGAAGGACAAACAGCGAAUGGCUUAUGUGCAAGCAAUUCUCCACAGUGUUCAGCUCAGGAAUUCUCCAACAUUAGAUCAGUUACUUCAAGAACUAAAGGUUGAUGACAAAUCUUUGUGUUCUACUAACUCCAGUCAAUCGAGUCUUCACAGUGCAGAUACUGUACAAGAAAAGACUAGUCUAAACAUCUCACUACCAUCUGGUUGGCUUUCUCCAUCUCCAACAAAUAGUUCUCUUUUCUCCUGUCAUAUGAUUCCUCAAAAUAGUAACCACGGAGGUUGGCCUGUUGAACAACAAGCCUCACAACUAAGUUCUAUUGAUGGUGUCAACUGCUGCUCUGCACCCUCAAGCUGUCAUGAUGAUAUGAAACAUGCCAGAGAUUUGUCAGACACUUUGGACUCACUGAACGUUAGCCAUUGUUCAGUAGGAAUAGAUAAUACGGAUUACUUUUCCCUCCACAACACCUCCAACAGUAUUGCCAGGAGGCCAGAUAUUAUUAGUUAUCCUCCCAUCGAUGGAGAGGAACUGGAGAGAAGUGGACAGGAAUCCUCGUUCUGUCAUGAUUUUAUAGGAAGCAUUGACAGUAGUAAUAGCAUUUUUCCUGAGGGCACUGUCACAAGUGAUCAUCUUCCCGAAGAUAAAUGUGCAAACAGUCAACAGGACAGUGCUAUCAGUCCAGAUCAUUUCCCCAACACUACAUUAUUUUAUGUGGAUGAAAGCAAAACAAUGAUGUCGCUGCAAAGCUCUUCAAGCAAAGCCUCUCAGCCGCAAUGCGUUGAUUUGUGUCCAAGUACUGAACAGCUUAUUCAGUGUGAGCCAAAAACACAGUCAGCAAGCAAACAGGAACCAAAAGUGCAGUCACAGUCGCCUCAUCGUCCCAGCCUCCAGGACCUGCUGAAGAAAUCUCAGGAGUACCGCCGACAACAGAGGAUGCUCAGGAACCAAGUCAAAAAUGCUCGAAUUCAAGAGCGAGCUCCAGAUGAGUCAAGAUUGGAAGAGCAGAGCCUCUCUGACAAGGAGAAUGAUGAGUUUCGCUACAAAAGCGCAGAGGGGAGGAAACCUAAAGAGAGAAGAUGUUUAUUCAACAAAACCGUUAAUUCUACCUACAAAAAAUUCAGUGAAAAGACAUGUCAGGAGGAGUUGAUUUGCAAAAACUUAAAUGGUUAUUCAGAAAGAGUCCCUGAACAAAAUCCCUUCCCUCAACAACACCUUUUAUCAAUUGAAACGUGCCAAAGUCCAGAGGUUUAUCAGCGGACCAGUGAUCAGACAAGCAAAGCUCUCCUUACAUCUGUGGAGGGACAAGGAAACUAUCACUCUAUCCCAGUGCCUAACUUCUGUCAGAGUCCUGUUCACAGUAAAGUUUCAAUCAGAGAUGGCGUAGACAACAUGAGGGGAAAAGCUCUUCUUUCUACAAGCCUGCAUGAAAGCCACACGUCUGGUGAAGGAAGUAACCUGGGACACCAAGGGGAUGGACCAAUUGUUCUUGCCAAUAAUUCCCAGGACAUAAACAAACUAGAGUCCUGCCUCUGCAGUCUAAAAGAACUAAUAUCUGAUCUGUGCAGCUCCAUCAUGGAAAUUGAGGGAAGAUGGGAGGUGAGCUCACAGGUGGAUCAUGUUGGAGAGCCAGGCCAAAAGCACAAUUUGCUUUUAAGUAGACAGUCCCUUGACUCUUGCAGAGACAUUUUGGAAAACAGCAAUGUAGGAGCCAAAUGCAUUCACUCUGGAGCCCAGUGUAUGCAAACUCCCGAUGUUUCUACAAAUGCUGGUUCAAAUCCUAUACUUUGCCAGAAAGUGUCCAUGCUGUUGGAUACAAAUUCCUACCCUACAGAUGUAAAAAGUGAAUUGAGCGAAGAAGGUGACAGUUCCAGUCACCUGCUCUCUCCCAACCAAUCAUUUGAUGUUAAUGCACCACAGUCUGCAAUGUGGAACUUUCAGAGUUCUGGAUCUGAUCAGGUCUCAAGCGAAGAGUUGGAUGAAGGGAAUCAACUAACCCCAGAGAAGGUGGUUGGAACAGAGUCAUCCGUAAUGCGGGAGAACGUGGACAGAAGUUUUGCUCCCAGUGGCAGUGAAGACCUGUCACCUUGCUGCAGGACUCCCACAGCUGCAUCGCCAUGGAGACACAGUCAUGAGGUAGAACUUGGGCAGGUCCAUACUGCUCAGGUUCGAGCUCUGCAAGAAAGGCACAGGAGACAACAGGAAGAAGUGUUCCAGCAAUGUCACAACGUGACGAUGGCGUGCCAUCAUGUCUGAAGGAAGGAAAAAGAGCACUGGUAUCUUUGGGCAGUUUUGUCCAUUCCUCUUUGGAGUACCUUCCAAGCGCCAUCAGAUUGGAUGGGAAACAUUGGUUUUCAUCCAGGAUAUUUCGUUACAUUGCUGCCUUUAUCUCUGUCUAGUAAGAGGGGUGACCAAGAACCGAAUGUGAACCUGUGUGGAGAGAAGAACACUUUCUAGAAGGAAAACCAUCUCCGCAGCAAUCCACCAAUCAGGGAUGAAAGGGACAAGCGAUAGAUAAUGGAUGGAUGGAUGGUAUUGUGGCCAGACGGAAGCCAAUUCUUUGGAAAAAGUUUCCCAGCAGGCACCUGAAACACUCAGAUCAUGAGAAAAAAAAUUAUCUGGUCUGAUGAGACUAAGAUUGAACUAUUGGUGAGAGUGCCAUGCAUAAUGUUUGGAGGAAUCCAGGCAUUGCACAUUGCCAAGCCAGCACCAUCCCUACAGUGAAGCAUGGUGGUUGCAGCAUCAUGCUGUGGGGAUGGGUUUUUUUUGUGGUAAUAACUGGGGUAGAGAGAAUUAUGAAUGCAGCAAUGUACAGAGAAAACCAAUGCUUCUCAUCCAAUCUGAUGGAGCUUUAGAGGUGCCUAAAGAGAAAUGGGUGAAAUUACCCAAAGACUGGUGUGCCAAACUUGUGGCAUGUGUUCGAAAAGACUUGAGGCUGUAAUUGUUGCCAAAAGUGCAUCAACAAAGAAUUGAGCAAAGUCAGUGAUUACUUAUGUACAUCCAUCCAUCCAUCCAUCUUCUUCCGCUUAUCCGAGCUCGGGUCGCGGGGGCAACAGCCCAAGCAGGGAAACCCAGACUUCCCUCUCCCCAGCCACUUCGUCUAGCUCUUCCCGGGGGAUUCCGAGGCGUUCCCAGGCCAGCCGGGAGACAUAGUCUUCCCAACGUGGCCUGGGUCUUCGCCGUGGCCUCCUACCAGUUGGACGUGCCCUAAACACCUCACAUGUACUAAUGUGAUGUUUUUUGUUGUUGUUUUUUUUGAUAAAUAUGCAAAAUAAAAAAUACACUUUUCAUAUUGUCAUUAUGGGGUAUUGUCUGCAGAAAACGACAAAACACAUUCCUUUUUGGACUUUUGAACAAAUCAAUAGGUCGGGAGGUGGGUCUUUUAGUUUGUGUAUGAGUAUGAGUUUCGAACAUGCAAGCAUACAACAUGAUACAUCACAAUUUUCAGUUUCUCUUUUCAACAUGUUCGAAAAGGAGUAGGAAGAAGCAGAGCUUAUUUAAUCCUACCCCUUUUCUUUUACAUAACAGUUGCUAAAACUUGUGUUCACUUCCUGUUCUCAAUGUCUUCACGA